GAAAGCUAGACAUAUAGCUCAAGAAUAUAUGAGCAAAAGAAGAAAUCUGCUUCAAAGAAUCCAAAACAACUCUCUAACUCGAAUUGUACUAAGACCUCUCAGUAUAAAUUUUGUUAGACUUAAAGAAGAUGAAGAAUAUACCUCCAAAGCUAAGGAAGAAGUUUUUACUGAAGAAAGGUUAAGAAAUAAUUUACAUGCAACUGAAUUUCUUCCUGUAGUCUCUAUAAAUAAAG
Messenger RNA from Scutellospora calospora, 233 nucleotides. NCBI's taxonomy places the organism in Eukaryota, Fungi, Glomeromycota, Glomeromycetes, Diversisporales, Gigasporaceae. The record is from the annotation of a GenBank genome assembly.